CCUCAGUUUCAGACAUCUUUCACUCACUCUCACACGCAAAAUCUCCAUUGCAGUCUGGUCAACUACUUCACAAGCAGAAGAAGGGCCGAACAAGCACACACUUGUUGCUAUUUUCAUCACUCACAAAGUUGCGAGCUGCUUGAAGACUGGCGAUUUCAUCGUUUUCUGCUUCUCGAAAUUGAUAUAAUGAUGUUAAUUCACUCGAUCUGUAUAGGAAAAAUCAAAUUAUGCUGAUUAAUCAGGCAUUAUUUGAGAAGAUCUACUUGCUCGGCUUCAGAAAUCAGUUUUUCGAUCUGUCUGAAAUUUUCAACGAUCAGUUACAAGUAAAUCAACAUAUUUCAGCAAAUAAUAAAGGAUACAACGCUAGGAUCUGUAUAAGAGUGAUUUUCCGGAGCUCUUCAAUUGUGCGGAAGCUUAAAUACCAAGAAUGUUAGAUAUAUACAAUCCUAAUGUUAGGAAUGAUGUGUUAUGAUCUUAUGCUGCUUGAAAUCAGUUGAAAGGGAAUAUGGAUGAAUAUAAUAGAGUAGAUGUGCAAAGAAACUCUGGGAGACAAUCAUCACGCCCCGUCUUGAAGUCCAUAUUAUCGGGUAAAUCAACAGCUAGAGGCUCUCCUUCAUUUAAAAGAUUAAACUCUAGUCGGACCCCUAGAAGGGACGGGAGAACUGGUGGAUUUGGUACUAAUUGUUUCAGAAGCAAUCGGAUAGUGCUUUGGUUGCUUUUGAUCACUCUUUGGGCUUAUGCUGGAUUUUAUGUCCAAUCAAGGUGGGCUCAUGGUGACAAUAAGGAAGGGAUUUUUGGGGGAAUUGAUGAAAGUGAUGAAAGUUCUGAGGUUGAGGAAGUUCAUAGGAGGGACUUGAGUGCGAGUAAUGAUUCAUCGACAGUUCAGAUUGGGAUCAAUGGAAAUCAGACUCAUGUGAACAAGAUGGAUUUGGUCUUGGCCAAGAAUGGCACUGGUGGUACUGGUGUAUCACGCAGCAUUGUAACUACAAAGAAACGGAGCAAAAGAUCACGGCGUAGUUCUCGGACAAAACGUGGUAAUCAGAAAAAGGCUUUGGGAACUGGGAGCAAUAAUGCAGAAGUCCAGGAAGAAGAAAUUCCUAAAACAAAUGCUACUUAUGGGAUGCUGGUUGGUCCAUUUGGUUCAAUAGAGGACUCAGUUUUACAAUGGAGUCCUGAGAAGCGAUCAGGAACCUGUGAUAGGAAGAGUCAGUUUGCUCGUCUUGUUUGGUCACGAAAAUUUGUUCUUAUAUUCCACGAGCUUUCAUUGACUGGAGCUCCACUUUCAAUGAUGGAGUUGGCGACAGAGCUUUUGAGCUGUGGAGCCACAGUUUCCGUAGUUGCUCUUAGCAGAAGGGGUGGAUUGCUGCCAGAGCUUGCUAGAAAAAAGAUCAAAGUUCUGGAGGACAAAGAUAGGCUCAGCUUCAAAACUGCUAUGAAGGCAGAUCUUGUCAUAGCAGGUUCAGCAGUGUGCGCAUCAUGGAUUGAACAAUAUUUUGACCACUCUGUGGCUGGAACACGUCACCUUGUUUGGUGGAUCAUGGAGAACCGACGGGAGUACUUUGAUCGUUCUAAGCUCGUUCUUAAUCGUGUAAAAACGCUGGUGUUCCUUUCUGAAUCUCAGUCUAAACAAUGGCUGGCUUGGUGCAAAGAGGAAAAUAUUCAGUUCAAGUCUGCACCCUCUCUGGUUCCGCUAUCUGUUAAUGAUGAACUGGCUUUUGUAGCUGGCAUAUCUUGUUCUCUAAAUACUCCUGCAUUCAGCACUGAGAAGAUGCUGGAAAAACGGAUGUUGUUACGUAAAUCAGUCAGAGAAGAGAUGGGAUUGAAAGAUAGCGAUAUGCUCGUGAUGGCAUUAAGCAGUAUAAACCCUGGAAAGGGCCAUUUUUUGCUUCUUGAAUCGGUGCACUUGACCACUGAUAACAAAUCAUCCCCAAGUGACAUUCAGAUUGCAGGAUCUGUUGAAGAUGGUGGAAGUUUAAGAAAAAUGUUGGCCGGGAGUGAAGAAAAGCAGGGGAAAGCUCUUAAGCUUCUAAUUGGUUCAGUUGGAUCCAAGAGCAAUAAGGUGCCUUAUGUCAAAGCGCUACUUAGUUUUUUAUCCAAACAUUCAAAUUCAUCAAAGUCGGUGCUAUGGACUCCAGCAACAACGCGUGUUGCCUCACUUUACUCUGCAGCAGACGUCUAUGUUAUAAAUUCCCAGGGGAUUGGAGAAACGUUUGGAAGAGUGACAAUUGAAGCAAUGGCAUUUGGUAUUCCGGUGCUCGGAACAGACUCAGGAGGCACGAAAGAGAUCGUUGAACACAAUGUGACCGGUCUUCUACAUCCUAUAGGACAUCCCGGAACCACCGUUCUUUCCGAAAACCUUCGAUAUUUGCUCGAAAACCCAGCAGAACGACAGCGUUUGGGACUUGCAGGGAGAGAAAAGGUGAAAAGGAUGUACUUAAAAAAGCACAUGUAUAAGAUCUUGUGGGAGGUUCUUUACAACACCAUGAGAGUAAAGUAAAUUUGCUUACUGCUGCUCAUGAUUCUUCUCUUCCAUGGAGAAAUGAUGGCAGCUCUAAGCAAAUAUAUAUUUAUUAAAAAACUAUUUAAUAUUCUUUAAAUUUAAUGUUUU
This is a messenger RNA of Cynara cardunculus var. scolymus (artichoke), 2608 nucleotides long. RefSeq lists its product as uncharacterized. The transcript is spliced from 5 exons. The record is from RefSeq and is a predicted model, not a curated record. Gene Ontology annotation, molecular function: glycosyltransferase activity. Bases 506 to 2497 code for a protein of 663 amino acids. NCBI's taxonomy places the organism in Eukaryota, Viridiplantae, Streptophyta, Magnoliopsida, Asterales, Asteraceae.